Messenger RNA from Sesamum indicum (sesame), 1693 nucleotides. Its product is annotated as Peptide chain release factor 1. Gene Ontology annotation, molecular function: translation release factor activity, codon specific. The record is from RefSeq and is a predicted model, not a curated record. Lineage: Eukaryota; Viridiplantae; Streptophyta; Magnoliopsida; Lamiales; Pedaliaceae. Gene Ontology annotation, biological process: translational termination.
AUUUCUCAUUCUAGUGAAGUAGGAACGGUGAACUUGUGAAACGGAGGAAGGUGGCUGUCCUGCCCCAAUGGGAAACGGCGGAGGAAGGUUACGGCGGUUGAAUCGUUGUGUUAUGCUGCUUACUGAUACAGACUUCCAAAAAUUUCGAUCUCAUUAUGUUGAUGUUGGUCGACAACUGGAACAGAAGCACCUCCAGUUUCUCAAUAAGCAGCAAAUACUCCUACGCCGCCGCUUCUUCUCCAGCUCCACCAGAACCGCCGAAUCUCAACCCCAACUUUCUCCGGACAUAAUCAACAUCAUGGAACGAAAAUUGAACGCUAUAGAAACCCGACAUGCGCAUCUUCAGGUUGUUCUCAACCAGCCCGACGCCUUGCCGGAUGAAUAUUCCACGGCUAACAAAGAGCUGAAGAAGCUCCGACAUACAAUUGAUCUGAUGACUGAGCUGAGAAAGAAACACUCGGAGAUUGAUGGCCUAAAACUGCUUAUCGCCGAGACCCAAGAUGACAAAGACAUGUACCAAAUGGCUUCCGAGGAACUGGGACAGGCAUCUGACGAAGAGAAGCGCCUGCGCUACAUGUUGCUCAAGUCCUUGUUACCUAAGGAUGAUGCAGAUGAACGUGAUUGCAUCUUGGAAGUCAGAGCAGGAAGUGGAGGGGAAGAGGCUUCUUUGUUUGCAAUGGACAUUUUCAAAAUGUAUGAGAAAUACUCGCUGAAAAAAGGUUGGAACUUUGAGAUUCUGGAUGUGGCAGAGUCUGACCUUAAAGGAUACAAGGAAGCUAGCGCUGCAAUCUCUGGUGCAGAUGUUUUUGGAAAACUGAAAUUUGAGAGUGGAAUUCACAGGGUGCAGCGAGUGCCUGUGACAGAAAAAGCUGGACGAGUACACACCAGUGCUGUGUCUGUUGUUAUUCUUCCUCAGGCAGAUCAGGUAGAUGUACAUUUAAGGAAUGAAGACCUGAAAAUUGAUACAUACAGAUCUGGUGGUUCAGGUGGUCAGCACGCAAAUACCACUAACAGUGCAGUGAGGGUUACUCAUAUACCGACGGGAUUGACAGUUGCCAUACAGGAUGAACGUUCCCAACAUCAGAACAAGGCCAAAGCACUAAAAGUCUUGUGUGCAAAGUUAUAUGAGAUGGAAAGGAGUAGGGCUGAUGCAAGUCGUUCAAGACUUAGAGCAGAGCAGAUUGGUAGCGGGGACAGAUCAGAACGCAUCCGUACUUAUAAUUUUCCUCAAGGUCGUGUUACUGAUCACCGUGUUGGCAUCACUAGCCAUUCAAUAGAUGGUGUAAUGGAGGGAGAGCAUCUGGACAUGUUUGUUAAUGCUCUUAUCUUGCAGCAAGAAAUGGAUGCAAUUGCAUCUUUCACAUCUGGACAGUGAUUAACAUUGUCUCUCUGCUUUUCGCCCCGUAUUGUUCUUCAGGCCGGUGCUAGAGGAAGUUGCACCAUGAUAAAUUGAUUUAUAUGAAAGCUACUCAGUCUUGUCUGAUCUUGAAAUUCUUGUAAGAUUGUGGAUGCUGUUUUAUGAUAUUUCAUCUACAACAGACAGUUUGAACGGAUAUUCAUGGUAUGUACUUUCAUCUAUUUAGAUUUUAGUGUGACCAUCACCUGUUUCUUGAUGUGAGAUGGUUUUGUUCUGUGCCGGCUAGAGAGUUCUUAUAUACAGUAAAUGGGAUUUAAAAUUUGUGUGCUUCUUAUA